ACCACAUUGCAAAAUGUACAUUUAUAGCGUAUUACGAAGUAACCGGAUCUUGUGAAAUUUACAGCAUUGAACCUGGCUACCAAGUAGAAGAAAUAUUAUUUCCUACAAAUGUGAAGUUGUACGGUCUAAUUAAUCGUGACUGUACGGAAGUGAAGCAAUUUUCGAGUGGAAACAGUGGCGUUUAUGAUGUCAAACCCUGCCCAUCAUGCUCGCCCCGCAAAGUGUAUUGUGACAUGGAGACUGACGAACAGGGCUGGACAGUCCUCCAACGCAGACGAGACGACUCCGUCGAUUUUAACCGAACGUGGGAAGAAUAUACUGACGGAUUUGGGGACGUGUGCAAUGAAUUUUGGAUUGGAAACGAGUUCAUUCACAAGAUAACGUCAUCGGCAGUACACGAGCUGCGAAUAGAUUUAAUUGAUUAUGAUGAUAACCAUGACUAUGUCACGUACGAUUACUUCAGAAUUGAAAGCGAAUCUGACAAAUACAGAUUGCGUCUCGGAAAUUACAUAAAUUCGCAAUCGAACAUUCCUGAUUCGCUAAGAAAUCAGGAUAACUGUCAAUUUUCAACAAAAGGUAAAGACAACGAUAACCUUGGUGAUGGCAGAAGUUGUGCUGAUGAUUAUUUUGGUGGUGGUUUCACAAAUGCAGUCAUGCUAAUUUGA
Molecule: messenger RNA, 665 nt
Organism: Anneissia japonica
Lineage: Eukaryota; Metazoa; Echinodermata; Crinoidea; Comatulida; Comatulidae
Product: ficolin-2-like
Exons: 4
Coding region: 234-665 (143 amino acids)
Source: RefSeq, a predicted model, not a curated record